AGUUUCAUAUUGAUGUAUACUCAGAGGUGCGCCACGCUAGGUCUGCCUUCUCAACCUGUCCAAAUACUGCCUGUAGUUCAGUUUAACAAAAUAAAAUACAGACGUGCUCUCUUUUUCCGUGGCGGGAUAUUACUCGAAACUACUUUUUGGAACAGACGUGAAAGUUCCUGAGCGCACAAGAGCGAGAGAAAAAGAUGGGUCAUUCUCAAGUUGUCAUUUUGUUGAUGGGCGUCUGUCAACUGUCCAUCAUACACGGCCAGGAUUGUCCGAGCAGACAGGAGCUGCAGAGCUCUCUUCGCCAGGUCCACAAGCUGCUGACGGCCCACGAGACCUCCUACAUGCAGAGCCUCCGCACGCUCCGCAAGAAGCUCAGCCUGCUGCAGACCAGCGCCGCACGCCUGCCCGCCCUCAAACCCAACAAUGUGACUUGUCCAAAGUUAGAAGCACCUGCCAAUGGCAAGAAGAUGGGCAAGAUUCUGGUUCCGGGUCAUGAGAUCCAUUUCCUGUGUGACCCUGGCUUUGAGCUCGUGGGCUCUGAGACUCGCCAGUGUAAGGAGACUUUGGUCUGGAGUGGACAGCAGCCAGUCUGCAAAGACAUAAACGAGUGUUCCUCCUCUCCGUGCUUGAACGGGGGCACCUGUGAGAACGAGGUGAAUGGGUUUGCCUGCACCUGUGCUAAAGGAUGGGCCGGAGCCACCUGCCAGUCCCCUGUGCCAACCUUUUUCAUCACCAUAACCAACACCUCAGCAGCCACGUCAGUGGGAGCAGCAGGAGCGGCAGGGGGAACGGUGGGGGCAGCAGCAGCAGGAGCCUCCGUGCCCCCUCCAGCCACCAGCAGCCCCCCCAUGGUGCGGCCCUCCCACUGCACCCAGACACAGGGCACAACCCACUGCACCUGCGACCCAGGGUACACCAUCUCCGGACGGGACACCAGCGUCUGCACUGACAUUGACGAGUGUGAGCUCUUCCACAUGGGCCAGGCUGGCCGCUUGUGCGUGCACACCUGCCUGAACACACCCGGAGGCUACCGCUGCGCCUGCCCGGCCGGCUACAACCUGACCCGCGAUGGACGCAACUGCAAAGAUAUUGACGAGUGUUCCAACAGACAGCAUAACUGUGAGAAAGACCAGCUCUGCAUCAACACCUACGGAGGCUUCCAAUGUGUCAAGGUGGAGUGUCCUCGCAUCCGAAACGCCACAUACGUCAAGACAACACCUCUACGCUGCGAGAGGAACCCGUGUGCCCUGGACAACCGCGCGUGCUCCCAGGCCCCCAACUCCGUCUCCUACCACUACCUGGCGGUGGUGUCCAACUUGUCUGCGCCGCGCGUCAUGUUCCGCGUCUCGGCCAUGCGCAUGAUCGGGGACACGCUGCGCUUCUCGCUGCUGGGUGGCAGCCGAGCGCGCCGCCACUUCACCGUGCAACGCUCGGACCGGCAGACGGGCCAGCUGAUGCUGGUGAGCCCCGUGGCCGGUCCCGCCACGCUGGAGGCCGAGGUGGAGAUGAGCGAGCUGGAGAAGAGGGUGCUGCUGGGGAGAUACAUCACCAAGGUUACCAUAUUCGUCUCCCCCUAUGACUUCUAGACUGCAGUAGCUAGGAAGUGGAGACAUGUUCUCUAGACUGGUGGCUCUAGAGGGGGAGAUGUGGGGUUUGAGUAGAGAGGGGGUUAAGGUUUAAAAGGAAAAAAACAUAUAUAAAAUAAAACAUCAUGGCGUUCAUCAUGUCUUCAUGUGGCAUAAAAGUCAAACAUUUUCUUUUUUUAAAGUCAGAUAUGUAAAAGUUGAUUCUUUUACCUGAUAUGUUUCGACAUGGUCUUCCUCAUAGGUUGACCAGUCUGAGUUAAAAGAAAAUCAGUGAUGGUGUUGAAAAGAUGUUCUACAUUUUAGAAGCGUGGGAUUUUGUUGUUAUACAUAUAUAAAAAAAAUCUACCUAUGAGGUACUAGACAAAUGCAAAGCCAAGCUAAGUCUAUAACAUUCUAGAACAAGGCAAAACAACACAUUAUGGCUUUUAAGCUAACUUUUUCUUUAUGUUGCUCUCAGAGGAAACAAUGUAUACUUUGCACUGGUUUGGGAGGUAGGUAUGUUUUAGCCUGACAGGCCAGAUCAUUCAUUUUGAAUUACUUCGUAAUCCACGAAUGGUCUGAUUACGCUUCUCUGGGGAGGGUUUUCAGUCAUCUACCAGACGGCCGGUGUUACCGGCCAAUAUGCAAACGCACUUGGGAGCAUAAUAACAUGCGCCAUGAUCGUCAACUGUCAACGAUUGGUCAGAGCUCAUUUCAAACCAGAGCUGAGCUCACUCCUCUCACCCAAGUGCUCCAGAGUAUCGAGGAAGACCAAACAUGAAUUACAAAGUAAUUAAUAAUGUGGUCUGGUAAAACCAGGCUAGGUAUGUUUAGCCACAGCAGUUAAAAAGAGCAUGAAAAGCCUUUGCUGUGUGUAUAGCACCUGAAUAGUUGCACAUUCAGAAUAGACUGACUGACUUGUCUAUGGUGAAGAAUGUCCCUCUAACUGCUUGAAAGAUUUGAGUUAUGUUGUGAAGUAUGAAUAUAUUUUCAGACUGGAUUUUAUGUCUACUGUUUGUAUUUAUGUUUGACCAUGUUCAGGUAUAUGAUCUCCGCUCUGCUUCCAUUGUGUUUGGAGAGGGAGACUGAAUUGGCAGAAAUUAUUUGAGUGCCCACUUCACUUGCAUGGGGCCAUUCUGCAGGGUAAAUGGUAUACAAGUGCACAACACAGCCCAAGAUAUUGUACUUACAGUAUAUCACAAUGGCCCGCUCAAAGGCAUUUUUGUGCCGAUGAAAGGUCUAUUUUUAGUAUGAUAUGUGGGUUAGUUGUCAACACCAGCGUUUCAUGGAAGACCAAUA
Engraulis encrasicolus (European anchovy) is the source of this 2861-nucleotide messenger RNA. Its product is annotated as fibulin-7. The coding region runs from base 195 to 1583 and encodes 462 amino acids. Gene Ontology annotation, molecular function: calcium ion binding. The record is from RefSeq and is a predicted model, not a curated record. The transcript is spliced from 8 exons. NCBI's taxonomy places the organism in Eukaryota, Metazoa, Chordata, Actinopteri, Clupeiformes, Engraulidae.